This is a messenger RNA of Funneliformis mosseae, 165 nucleotides long. The record is from the annotation of a GenBank genome assembly. Lineage: Eukaryota; Fungi; Glomeromycota; Glomeromycetes; Glomerales; Glomeraceae.
AUGUGGGAUAGUUUAAUAGUCACAGCUUAUUUUCAAAGUCGUUAUGCGAUAGCAAGAGAGACUCCCCAGCGUGGUAACAUCACUACUCUCACUAUUUUUCACGUCUUUGAAACGCGUCGCACAACUAUUCCACAAUCCAAGCCUUUACCAAGUGAUCUGAUGUGA